Aspergillus novofumigatus IBT 16806 is the source of this 1066-nucleotide messenger RNA. RefSeq lists its product as uncharacterized. The transcript has a single exon. NCBI's taxonomy places the organism in Eukaryota, Fungi, Ascomycota, Eurotiomycetes, Eurotiales, Aspergillaceae. The record is from RefSeq and is a predicted model, not a curated record. The coding region runs from base 13 to 795 and encodes 260 amino acids.
UACGAAAAGAUCAUGGAGACCGAUCCAAGCGGGCAGCUUUCCUGGCUCGUCAAUGAGCUCGAUUCUGCGGAGACCGCCGGCGAGCGAGUCUGGCUGCUCGGCCACAUACCGAUGGUAUCUGGCGAUGCCUUUCACGACGCAUCCAACCACUUCAAUCAGAUUGUCCAACGGUAUGACGCGACCAUCGGCCGCCUUGUUCUACGGCCACACCCAAAAAGACGAGUUCGAGAUUGCCUACUCCAACUACACAGACCAGAGUGCGCAGACUGCGACGAUGAUGUCGUAGAUUGCUCCCCCGCUGACUCCGACACCGGGAAACCCGACCUUUCGCGUCUAUUCGGUCGAUCCGGUUACCUUUGGCGUGCUGGAUUACACCGUGUACAUCGCCAAAAUGUCCAGUUUGACGUACCAGAGCAAACCUACCUGGCAGAAAUAUUACUCCACAAGGAGGCUUACGGUUCUCUUCCAAGCCCCCUGUCACAGAUAGCGCGAGCGAACCGACUCCCGCUUUCUGGCACAAUGUCACUGCGUUGUUUGAGAGUGAUGAUAGCGUGUUCCAGGACUACAUAUCCCGCAAGAGCGGAGGGUGGGAUGUCACCAGCUGCACUGGUGAUUGCAAGACAUCGGAGAUCUGUCAGCUGCGAGCGGCCGAGGCGCAGUACAAUUGCCUUGAGAUCACCCCGGUAUAUUUUAAGCGCACAAAACGAGAAGAUACGAGCAGCGGUACAAAGACGGGGAGUGUAUAUGGCGGGUCGGUUUUUGGGGGUAUGUUUACCGACUUUGCGGAGACUGUGACGGUGUUCAAGACGGCUGCGCGGGAGAAGCUAGGAUCGAGCUUUCUGAACAAAUACAGUCAAUACGACGGCUAUUUAGCUCCAAUGUGAACAAGAGAUUGGCCCAGCAUGGUUCUGGUACUGGUAUCAUCCUAUAUAGGAAUAUGCAUCGAAGGUGAGGUUGAAAUUGAGCUUUCCCAACCGCGUAAACCCUUCCUCAUUUGCCUCCAGGAGCAGUGAGAUAAACUCCUUCGAAUUCACACUAGAAAGGACGACAACAAUCCCAACUUAUU